Colletotrichum higginsianum IMI 349063 is the source of this 1791-nucleotide messenger RNA. RefSeq names its product Sodium/hydrogen exchanger family protein. NCBI's taxonomy places the organism in Eukaryota, Fungi, Ascomycota, Sordariomycetes, Glomerellales, Glomerellaceae. Gene Ontology annotation, biological process: proton transmembrane transport. Bases 1 to 1791 code for a protein of 596 amino acids. The record is from RefSeq and is a predicted model, not a curated record. The transcript has 3 exons. Gene Ontology annotation, molecular function: antiporter activity. Gene Ontology annotation, cellular component: membrane.
AUGGCGACAUUCGAAUCCUCGCUGGCCUACCAUGAGCCCUCCAUCACCACAAUCAUCAUCCUCUCGGGCUUCCUGCUGCUGCUCAACGGCGUCAACUUCGCCCUCGACAAGCUCGUCUACUGCGGCCUCAUCGGCCAGGUCUUCCUCGGCAUCGCCUGGGGCACUCCCGGCGCCAAAUGGCUGCCCCAGGAGAUGGAGCAGUCAAUCAUGCAGCUCGGCUAUCUCGGCUUGAUACUGAUCGUCUUUGAAGGUGGCCUCUCUACCUCGUUCAGGUCUCUCAAGGCGAACCUCCUCCUGUCCAUCGGCGUCGCCAUGACCGGCAUCGCCGUGCCGAUGGGCCUGUCCUUCACCCUCAGCUCCAUGGUCGGCGCGUCCCCACUGCAGGCCUUCGCCGCCGGCGCCGCUCUCUGCUCGACCAGUCUGGGAACGACCUUCACGGUCCUCGGCACCAGCGGCCUCACGACAACGCGCAUGGGCGUCGUCUUGACGAGCGCCGCCAUGAUGGACGACGUCAUCGGCCUGAUCAUGGUCCAGAUCGUUUCGAACCUUGGCGGCGGCGGCGGCAGCGGCGACUUCAACGCCGUCACAGUCGUUCGGCCGGUUCUCGUCUCGUUGGGUUUCGCGACGCUGGUGCCGGCGGCGUGCAAAUUCAUCGUGGGACCGGUGACGCUCCGGUUGAAUGCGAUGCGUGAGAAGAGCCCCGGCUCGAAACUGGAUGAAAUCCUGCGCCUGCGGCAGACUGCGCUCGUCCUCCACACGUGUUGGCUAUUUGGCCUCGUGGUCGGAGGGACGUUCGCUGGUACUUCGAGCCUACUUGCGGCCUACGUCGCAGGCGCGACCAUCAGCUGGUGGGAUAGCGAGGUGCCUCAUCUCGCAGCUCGCACCCGCAACAUGACAGGGGCAUCUGCAGUAGGGUCCUCGUCGACUACGCCCGAUCAAAAGAUCGUCAGGACCGGAUCGUCAACAGAGGCAGGUGCUGCUGUUGCAUCAGCAGCGGCGACGGCGACGGCCCCUGAUGUUCGCGAGCCAGACACGUACAACUCGGGCGUCAACAUCUACGAGCAUUACUACAGCAAGGCUGUUGAACAUGUUUUGAAGCCAUUCUUUUUCGCAUCUAUCGGCUUCUCCGUCCCAAUCACGAGAAUGUUCUCCGGCCCCAUUGUGUGGCGUGGAGUCGUUUACACCAUCCUGAUGAUGGUGAGCAAGAUGCUUUGCGGGCUGUGGCUGUUGUCCUUUGCAAGCCCCCUUCAAACGGUGCAGCGGGUUGCCGCGAAGAUAUCUGGCGCGAGCAAGAAACAGUCCAAGAAGCUUGCUCCUGGAACGCAGUGUGCGGGCACCGGAACGGAUGCGUCCCCUAAUAGCGGCGAGACGAUGCCGCAGCGAGAUCAACAGCAACCCCAGCAGGAAGGUCAGGCCAGCGAGGUGCCUCUUCAGCCUUCCAAUCCUCUGCAAGCCGCGACCACCCCAAAGAACGCAUCUCCGGAGCCAGAGAUGCCGGUUUCCGUGUACCCGGCCUGCAUUCUCGGCUUCGCCAUGGUCGCUCGCGGUGAAAUCGGGUACUUGAUCUCAGCCUUGGCCGAGAGCACCGGCAUCUUCAGCGGCGGGACGGGUGCCCCCGAUCAGCCCUCCGAGCUAUUCCUGAUGGUGACGUGGGCCAUUACGCUCUGCACAAUCAUCGGCCCAAUCUGCGUCGGGCUGCUCGUGAACAGGGUCAAGCGGCUGGAGAUGCAGAGCGGCAAGGGGACAAAAGGGGGUGGACGGAACGUUCUAGGCGCGUGGGGUUUGAACUAG